AUGUCAUCAUCUGCUUUAAAACCUGGUUCAACUAUCUUAGCUUCUACUGUUGCCAACAACUUUGGUGAAGAGAUUAUCAAGAAAGUAGAUUCUUUGAAAAGUUCAUUACCAAAUGGGCCAUUAUUAGUUGGAUUCUUAGCUAAUAAUGAUCCUGCUGCUGAAAUGUAUGCUACUUGGACUAAAAAAAGUUGCGAAUCAAUGGGUUUUAGAUAUGAAUUACGCAGGGUCGAAGAUAGAGAUUUCUUAGAAGAAGCAAUUAUCGAAGCAAAUAGAGAUGACUCCGUCAAUGGGAUAAUGGUUUAUUAUCCAGUUUUUGGUAAUGCUCAAGACCAAUAUUUACAACAAGUCGUAUCAAGAGAAAAAGAUGUCGAAGGUUUAAACCAUGUUUAUUAUCAGAAUUUAUAUCACAAUAUCAGAUUUUUGGAUUCAAAUAAUGAAUUGAAAUCAAUUUUACCUUGUACUCCUUUAGCUGUUGUUAAGAUAAUGGAGUACUUAAAAAUUUACAAUACUCUAUUACCAGAAGGUAAUAGACUUUAUGGUAGAAAAUGUGUCGUUAUAAAUAGAUCAGAAAUUGUCGGUAGACCAUUAGCUGCAUUAUUAGCAAAUGACGGUGCUACUGUUUACUCUGUCGACGUUAAUAAUAUUCAAAAAUUCACCAGAGGUGAAGGUUUGAAAUUUACUAAGCAUCACGUAGAAGAUUUAGGUCCUUAUUCUGAAGAUCUAUUAAAAAAAUGUUGCCAAGAUUCCGAUGUAAUAAUUACUGGUGUCCCAAGUGAAUCUUAUAAAAUCCCAACCGAAUAUAUCAAAGAUGGUACUUCCUGCAUUAAUUUCUCAUCAUUUAGAAACUUUGAUGAUUCUGUUAAAACUAAGGCUUCAUUAUAUGUGCCAAUGACAGGCAAAGUCACAAUCGUUAUGCUUCUGAGAAAUAUGCUAAGAUUGAUUGAAAAUAACCAAAAACUACACGGCAAAUAA
Molecule: messenger RNA, 972 nt
Organism: Vanderwaltozyma polyspora DSM 70294
Lineage: Eukaryota; Fungi; Ascomycota; Saccharomycetes; Saccharomycetales; Saccharomycetaceae
Gene: MTD1
Product: methylenetetrahydrofolate dehydrogenase (NAD(+))
Exons: 1
Coding region: 1-972 (323 amino acids)
Biological process (GO): purine nucleobase biosynthetic process
Cellular component (GO): cytosol
Molecular function (GO): methylenetetrahydrofolate dehydrogenase (NAD+) activity; methylenetetrahydrofolate dehydrogenase (NADP+) activity
Source: RefSeq, a predicted model, not a curated record